AUGCAGGACGAAACGACGACUGGCGCUGGCCCGUCGCAACCCAUUGCUGCCCAUCAGCAGGUGUCGCUCGCCUCGGCCGUCGAGCAGAUCACCUCCACCUCCAACCCGCAAUCGCUCGCACGAUGGCUCACCAAGUUCGCGCCGAAGGAAGUCAGGGAGACCCUCCUCGCGUCUCUAUUACCAGGAGAUCAAGAUCCGCUGGAUAUACUCGAUGUAGAAACCAACACGCUCGGCGUCGUCUGGAUACUGUCCGCACGGCUUACGGCGUCCACCGCUGCACCGGUUUCGUUUGACCACAUCUCCCGCUUUUGCGCCACGUUCGACCCGGAGCAGGCGAGGGUUGCUCCCGAGCGCGUAACGAUGCUUGCAAGGGGGAUCUUCAGAUACGCCUCAGGCGUGAACGACAACGGCGCCAAGCUCGCCAUCAAACCGCUAUACGACCUCCUCACGCGCUACGCGCCCGACCUAUCCUACCUAACCACCGUCCACCCCAUCUUCCUUCACGCAUGCACGCUCGCGAACCACUUCCCGCCCGCGCUCCUCCUCCCCGUGCUCUCCGUGCCGAUCAGCAACGUCUCGCUCGAGCUUUCCGACCUGUCAUACACCGACAGCCUUGUGUACCACUACCUCGGUGGCUGCGCAUGGGCGAGGAUGAAGCGCUGGAAGGACGCACGAGACUUUUUCGAGCUCUGCAUCGGCGCCCCGGGCACGGCCGCGAGCGCGAUCCAAUGGGAAGCCGUGAAGAAGCUCGUGCUCGUGCAAUGCAUCUCCACCGGGAAGUCCACGCCGCUCCCGAAGUACGCGCACCCGGCGCUGACCCGGCUGCUCAAGAACUCGCCUUACGGCGCGUUCGCGAAGCACUACCCGGCGCAGCGCGACGCGCUCGCGAGCCUAGUGGAGAAGGAGCGCGCCGUCUUCGUCGACGAUAAUAACCUCGGGCUCGUUAACCAGGCGCUCGACCGCGUCCCGCGCUGGCUCAUCCGCGGUCUCACGCACACCUACCUCUCGCUCUCGCUCGCGGACAUCGCCAAGGCCGUCCGGCUCGACGUCGAGCGCGCGCGCGACACCGUCGUCUCCAUGAUCGACGAGGACGUGAUCACGGCGACGCUGUCGGCCGAGGGCACGGUGACGUUCGCGGACGCGCCGGUGCGGGUGUCGAAGGCGGAGAUCGAUCGGAUCUUGCUCGGGGCGCAGCAGCAGGGCUUGUUGCUCACCAAGCUCGACCGCGCGUUGGCGGGGAGCAGGGAGUACCUCACCAAGGUGACGUGCCUUCUGACUCUUUGUCUGUCGUCCCCUCCUCCCCCCCUCUCUUUCUAUUCAUCGUCUCUUGCUCGAUCUCUCUCCGUCUCUAUUUUGCUCCGUUAA
Molecule: messenger RNA, 1365 nt
Organism: Punctularia strigosozonata HHB-11173 SS5
Lineage: Eukaryota; Fungi; Basidiomycota; Agaricomycetes; Corticiales; Punctulariaceae
Exons: 8
Coding region: 1-1365 (454 amino acids)
Biological process (GO): ubiquitin-dependent protein catabolic process
Cellular component (GO): COP9 signalosome
Source: RefSeq, a predicted model, not a curated record